Messenger RNA from Linum trigynum, 4926 nucleotides. NCBI's taxonomy places the organism in Eukaryota, Viridiplantae, Streptophyta, Magnoliopsida, Malpighiales, Linaceae. The record is from the annotation of a GenBank genome assembly.
GUAGAGAAUAGGAUCAAUAGACUUCAUUAUCGGUGGAGAAUAACCUCGGCCUGAUUCUGUGAUCUGUAGCCUCCUUAAUCGAAAGAAAAUGGCAUUUCGGAUACAUCGCCUGAAAUCUGUGAUGGUACCCCUUUCGAAUUUGCCAAAAAUUGACUCGGAAUAAAUCUGCUCAAAUCGGUGCUUAAUGGACUCAAUCAUCGUUGGAGAAUAGCCUCAAGCUGAAUCCGUGAUCUGUAUCAUUCAAUAUCCAAAGAAAUUGGCCUUUCGUCGCCCAAAAAAUUACAAAAAUGCCCUUCGAAGAUAAAUUGGCCUGGAAGUUGGAACCAAUGUAGUCAAAAACUAGCUUUAAAACAUAAAAGCCUAUGCUUUUACGCUUUGGAACCCCCAAAUAUUGUAGCUUUUGUUCAAAAAGUCUUUUGCACCAAAAUCCCAAGUAAAAGCCCUCAAGCCCAGUAAAAGCCUUAAAAGCUAGCUUUUGACCGCUUCUUUACGCUUUUGAUAUCCGAGUAUGAUGAUCAUAUUUGGUCGUGUUUGGUUCAAUUUUUUGGACAAAAGAGAAAAAUGGUGCGGUCUUAUUUUGCUUUUAUGAAUUUAUCAUCCCUAAUUUCGUCACUUUUCCACAUUCUCGUACUUUCUCUGCCUCCAAAACCACAUGCCCAUCCAAAGUCCUGCUUCUAAUGCUUUUCCCUUAGUUUCCCGCGACAUGCAUCCAACUUCCUCUAAGUAAGCUCCCACUGCUAUAAUAACUUGGACAUCUUCACUCGAUGCAUCGACCCUCCCCAUUCCUAUAACUCCUAUCCACCCCUAUGACUAUGUUGUCGUCAAAUCUCAUCUCUUUUAGCCCCACAUUUGCCGCCACUUUCACUUAUUAGUGGAGCUUGUCUAUAACCCUCUAGCUUCAUCUUUUUUUCUAGAAAGCAAGAGGAAGGUGGUGAAUUCUUGUUUAAAGGCCUAUUAGUUUAGUUUAUGUGUAUGAGAGUAAUAUGUUAAAUAUGAGCUAGUUCAUCUCUCUAUUCAUAUUCUGCAUAAUACAAGUUAUGUUAGAAUAUUUCUAUUAAAACUAUAUGAUGUGCAAAAGCUUACGCUUUCACGCUUCGUUCCGCUUUUACCCAUCAUUUCGCUUUUACCUAGAAGCUAAACUUUGACUGCAUUGGUUGGAACUAGUGUUGACACUAUUCUAUCAAAUUCGGUGUUAACACCCUACUUGGUGCCCAAAUUGGAGGAUCAACAUCUUUAAACAUUAGUGAGUCGUUAUUUUUUUUUAUAUAUAAGGAUGAUAUAAGUGAGUUAUCAUUUAUCCGAGGAUCAGGACAAAGCUAGCAAAAAAAUUUAAAAUUCAUUGCAAAAUUCAUAUGGACAUGUAAUUGGACAUGGCCAAACGGUUAGUAUGUUGGAUCAAUAAGAAUGCGGUAGGUUAAAGAUUUGUGGUUUGAUCCACAUAAUUAGCAUUCCUAAGUUGUAUUGUGUCCCUAUUGUUGGCAGUGAGAGGCUAGGGGUCGAUCCACAGAAUUUAGUAGUUUUAACACUUAAAAAGAAACAUACGGACACUAUCACUUUUGUAAAAACUAAAGAUUUUAAAGUUUCAGUGUCUUAACUUCUCGUUUGAACAAAAAGAAUAUAUCAACAUCAUCACUUUAUGAACAGUCGAUGUAACAUUUUUUUACUGCAUACUCUUAACACGAAAGUUAUAUCUUGACGCCAUUACUUUGCGAAAAUUCGAUUGCAAAAUUUAUGGUUGUUGUUAACUUCUUAUUUGACAAUAGAUGUGUGUACUCCUGAUAUUUAAAGGUAUAUCUAGAUACCAUUAGCUUGUGAAAAUUCGAUUUCAAAAUCUAAUUAAAAAUCUAAUUGUUAACUUAAGUAACAAGAGAAUACGUAAUCUCUUCCAAGAAUUAGAUGCAUUCACCUGUAUUACGGGAAUUUUGAGAAACCUUAUCUCAUUUUCGAUGACUAAAUCUCAUGUUCAUUGGGCUGUAAAUUUACGAAGAAGAUAUCUUCAGUUGAUUUUCUUUAUGGAGCAAUUUCUCCAUCGUUUAUUAAGAUAUUUUCAUUAUUCUUUCAUCAAAUAUUUAUUUACGCUACGCCCCAAACGUCAAAUUCUAGCUCAAUCUCUUGCGAGUAUGCCAGAUCAACCAACAAAAAGUAUAAACAGCCACUAAAAAAAAAUUUGGAAAACAAAUAAUUCCUCAAUCAUUCCAGGAGUCCAGUUAAUAAUGAGAUGGGGGCAAAGGAAGGAAGUUAGCGAGGACAGCCCGCGUACAGCCAGUGUCGUAUUUUCCAGCGAGGCUUCCCCGAACAACCAACACAGCAGAGAAGAAGAAAAAACAAACAAAAAAAACUACUCUCUCUCUCUCUCUUCCUCGCUUUCCACAGCCGAAAAUCCACCCAACUUUUCCCUUUGUUUUUUCUUUCUCUAUUUCCCCCAGCCAGUUUUCCUCGAACCUGCACCGCGUACUAAUAAUGAUCAUUGAUCACCCACCACUUCUAUAUAGAUGCACAAGCAGAAACCCAUUUCAUCAGACAGCUUAUCACUCAACCCACGAAUCUUUUUCAGAAGCACUUUGCAGAACAACUGUGGUGACCCCAAAAAAAUGGCGAAGAAACAGAGCAAUGUGAGCCGCAGGGCGUGGAACAUCCUCCGCCUGGCGUUGCUCUGGGCGCGAAAAGGUGGCGUCUUCAAGAGACGGCUGGUGAUGGAUCUCCGCCUGGUCCCCAAGUUCAUCAAGAGCAUGGCGCCCGCUUCUUCUUCUUCUUCUUCCUCUGGGGCCCGAAUUGGCUUCUACGGCGAAAGGGAGCUCUCCUUCGACAAGACUCCUCUGUUCCAAGUGAAAAUGCACCGCCCUGCAUCCAUGCGCUUCAUCAUUCCUUGCAUUACUCCCCACCGGGCCGACUUCGACUACAAUGAUGUCGAUGAUGAUGAGAACAAUGUUUUCUACGGUGAGGGCCGGCCUUGCACUAGCGGAAGGAGGAUUAGCAGUUGCAUAGAUGGCAACGACGGCGACAUUGUUGUUGUUGACGAUGAAGAAGACUACGAGGAGCAAUAUUCGGAUGAGGAUUGCUCGGUGGUGGAGGAAGAAGAAGCGGAAGGGAUAGACUCUCGAGCCGACAAGUUCAUAGCUCAGUUCUAUGAACAAAUGAAGCUUCAGAGACAGGUUUCAUACCUGGAGUACCACAAGAACUGAAUUUGUUUUUUCAGGGCAUAGCAUUCUAGUUGAUUAUUUUGUAUGUGUUGAGUCUUGAGAGACAUUGAUACUCGACCAUUAUAUUAGGAAUCAGAAGUGAGAAAUGACACAUUGAUCACCGUUUUGUGACUAGUUCAGAAGUUCUUUGCAUGGUGGUUAAAUUGGAGGAGCCUAGCUGGGACAUGGAAGUCGCGUUGGAGAUCGGCUUCCUCCCCUAAAAUCCUAAGAAAAAUCCGGUCGACAGAAUGACUCCCCCGACUUAGAAUGAAGCCAACUACGAAGGGCAAAUCGGCGCUAGAAAUGACGGUCUAGUCUCAUUUUCUCUGUUUUUGCCGCCAAUUUGGAGGGUAUCUUGGAAACCUCGUUUCGACUUAUGUACCACCAGAAACUUGUAGCCGACCAGUUCCCUUAGUUGCAUAAGUCGGUGAAUCCUAGAUGUUCUUGACUAUGUAAUUCUUGAUUUUGGCAUUAUGUAUGAUGUUUUCAUUUCCUUUAUCUUUCUGAUUUUUUUUUCUUCUGAUUAUUGUUGAUGUGAUUGUGUGCGUAAUACGAGGACUGACUUCAAAGGUCAUUUCCUCAAACCUCAUUUCGUGGUUGGAUUAAACUGGACACGACACUUGCUCACAAUCGCUCAAACUGUGUCGACUUCCUCUAUGAAGACGUCUGUAUGGUCUUCAUAUCGUUGCCUACUAGACCUGGUAUUUGCCACGGUAUAUGGUACGAAUAAACCUAACAAAGAUUAAACAACUCACAUGUUGCCAAGAUUGAGGUUAUGAGUGGAAGCAAUGUAGUCAAAAUCGCGCUUUAAAACUUACGAUUUUACGUUUCUUAGAUCACUAAAACGCUUCUACACAAAAUCUCAGUUUUUGUAACUUAUGUAGUUAAAAACUCCGCUUUCAAACUUAAAAACUUACGAUUUUACACUUCUAGAUCACCAACAUGCUUCUACGUAGAAACUCGUUUUUAACUACAUUGAGUGGAAGUAACUCUAAGGGGAGCUUGCCUAUGCAACGCCUCGUCCUCCUGCUUCCUCUACUCACCCUAGCUUUAGAUUUUAUUUUCCGCAUUGCUUUUUCCUUUUAGUUUUGUAAAACCAAGGGGAAUUUCAACCCCAGAGUCACCUUAACUUUCACAAUCGCGUUUUAAAUCGUAAAACUCAUCCCUCACCAAAUGAGUGAGUGAUUGUGAGAGAAGCUAGAGAAAUACGAUCAUGGUAUUCAAACCAUGUAAAUUUGACCAUAGUCUACAACGUGAUCGGGUAACUUGAUGCUUAGAUUGAACGCCAAAUUGUACGAUCAACAUCUUUAUACAUUAGUGAUUCACUGUUUAUACUUUAUCUGAUGAGGAUGCCACAUCAACCAAAAAAAAUUAUCAGUAAAAAAAUUGUGGAAAACAAAUAAAUCCUUAAUCUUUCGAGUUCGUAACGAGAAAAAUCGUCUUUCUUUGAAGCGAAUUCCUGCCCUCCUGACUUGCAUCCUUCUUUGAGUCGUCGGGUGCAAACAGGCUUAGAGUAGAUCGCUCUACCGGGCAGUGUUAUUAAAAUCAAACUGUGCCAAUCGAUUGGACCAGUAACACCAACAAUCAUCUGCCAGCUCGGCUCGAAACCCCUAAAAAGUCACAUGGUUUAGAAUGGUCGGUCAACGAGCGGCCAAAACGGUUACCCGCACGAGCUGCUCAAACCGCCCGACUGAUUUUUUGAUUCUCUCUAGUGGUCAUAAAAUAUUAAUACAAUUGAGGUUCAUCU